AUGGAGAAUCAUCCGCCGAACAGAGGAAUAUGGAAUCAAGAGUACAGUCAUGGUCGGAUUUCUCAAAGCUUCAGGAUCGCCAAGCCGCUCCUUGAUCGGAAAAGACCAUCUGAGGAUGCAGCUAAUUUCUCCUAUCCUUCUCCUCAAAGAAUCAAGGAUUCUAUGGGUGGUGGAUCCCAUGUUCGCCAUUCCAACUCCAAUAGGAUUCCUCUUAUGGAGUUAUCAGAGAACACACCACACAAGCGCCUAAAAUUAGGGGUUGAGUCCUCUGAUGAUGGUUAUCCUCGUGGCGUGAGCAUCCCUUCUCAUAGGUGUGAUCUGGAUGAGGAGAUCACAAACGCAUCUCAGACGGGCAAUGGAAUUUCACCAGAUUCAUUUGUUACUCCCCUGAAAGAGCCGGAAAGGGUUACACUAAGUUAUGACUGCUCUACUUCUUCACUUCUUGAUGAUGAUGACUUUGAUGAAUCCAUUUUAGCAGAGAUUGACGCUAUCAUUGAACAGUCGGCGAGAAAAGCAGCAUGUCAAACUCCAAAUACCAGCAUGACUCAGACUCCGUCCAGUGAUGAUAAGAACAGUGACCUCAAGGCUAGCUUUGUUUCUAAUGCUGUUGAUUUUCAUGAGCAAGACUCGAAUGCCAAAGUGGAGCUCAAUGAAGAGACUACCAUUGCUGCUGAUCCUGCAUCCAUCAACAUCAUGCCUGAUGAGUGUUCAAAAUAUAUGCAGUCUUUAAAUGAUAGACAGCGUGAUGCAGCGUGUAGUAAUAUUGCAACUCCUUUAAUGGUUAUAGCUGGUCCUGGAAGUGGAAAGACUUCCACCAUGGUUGGCCGUGUCUUAGUGUUGCUCAAUGAGGGUCUACAUCCAUCAAACAUCCUUGCAAUGACUUUCACUACAGCGGCAACUUCGGAGAUGAGAGAACGCAUAGGAAAAUCUGCUGGAAAGAAAGCAGCCAAAGAAAUAACAAUCAGUACAUUCCAUUCAUUUUCCUUGCAGCUUUGUCGGAUGCAUGCAGACAAGUUACAACGUACAUCUGAAUUUUCAGUGUAUGGACAUGGGCAACAAAGACGAGCUAUUAUUGAAGCAGUGCGUUUGUAUGAAGAGGAAAAGAAAAACGGAUGCAGUACUUCUGGUGCAUGUGAAGGUAUGAAUGGAGCCGGUGCAGGAGCAGUAUGUCCUGAAUAUGCCAAGGAUUUAUCGAAGAAAUGGCAAAAAUAUGUGACCCAGGGAAAGGCUUCCGGUAGAACUCCAGAGGAGUGCCGUAAGAUGGGCAAUGAGAUAGGAGCUAAAAUUCUUGGAAACUACAAUGAUAUCCUCAAAGCUUGUAAUGCUCUGGACUAUCAUGAUUUGAUCAGUUGUUCGGUCACGCUGCUCUCGGACUUUCCUGAAGUAUUCAAGGAAUGCCAAGAGACCUGGAAAGCGAUCAUAGUUGAUGAAUUCCAGGACACUAGUACAAUGCAGUACAAGCUUCUACGGAUGCUAGGGACUCAUAAUCACAUAACGAUUGUUGGUGAUGAUGAUCAGUCCAUCUUCGGUUUUAACGGGGCGGACAGUUCAGGAUUUGAUUCUUUUCGCCGAGAUUUCCCAAAUUACAAAGAGGUCAGGCUGAUAAAAAACUAUCGAUCCUCCCGCCAUAUUGUGGAAGCUGCAUCUUCCAUUAUAAAAAACAAUACAAAGAGGUGCCAAUCAAAAAGCAUUUCGUCUGAAAACUCUCAGGGAUCGAAGGCAAGUUUUGAACUUAUUACUGUCAAGGAAUGCCAUAACGAGGAAGCACAGUGUGCAUAUGUCAUUGACAAAAUAAUGGAAAUCACUAGUGAUGGCUCAACACCUCGUUCCCAUGGAGAUAUUGCUAUCCUGUAUAGGAGGCAGGUGUCAGGUAAAGUCUUCCAAAAUGCGUUCCGCGAGAGAAAAAUACCAUUCAACGUUCAUGGUGUUGCUUUCUACAGGAAAAAGGUUGUCCGAAUCAUUUUGGCCAUGCUGAGAACAACAUUUUCCGAAUGUGAUGAUGCUUCUUAUCGGCGAGUUUUUAAGGCACUACUUCCUUUUGAGAAAGAGGAAAAGAAGAAGGUUAUUGAACAUAUUGACAAAAUCUCCACUAGUAGGAAAUGCAGCUUCAUUUCAGCUGCGAGUGAUAUCUUCAGUGCCAAGAUUUCUGGUACCUUCAAGAGGAACCAGCUUACCCAGGGACGCAAAGUGUUGCAGACUCUUGACAUGGUAGCAAAGCUGGUUGAUAGGGAACAAUCACUUUCAGCUGUAGUAACAUGUGUGGCAAAUAUGAUCCCGCAGAAAUACCUUCUUGAGCAACGAGCAGUUGUGGAUAACGAUGGAGGGAAACUGCUUAAUGAAGACAACGACCUUAGAUCUGUACUCCAAUACCUAAUGGAUGAUGUAGCUGAGUUUAUUUCCACUCAUUGCACUACAACUGGAGAAGAAGUGGAUGGAAUCAAAGAAAAGAAAGGCUGCAAUCAACUUAAUUCAUUUAUCAACUAUAUCUCCGAGCGUGAAACUGAAAAUUUUCGUUCAAGAAGACAUAACAAUGAAAAUUCUGUCACAUUGACCACCAUUCAUCAGUCUAAAGGUUUGGAGUGGGACGUAGUUUUCAUAGUUAAGGCUAAUGAAAACGAGAUUCCCCUAUUACAUGAGUCUAACGGCACUGCAUCGGAGAGUGGAACGUCACUUGAGGAAGAACGUCGCCUUCUGUAUGUUGCUAUGACUCGUGCUCGCAAGAAAUUAUUUUUCUUGUACGUGACAGUAGAUUCAAACUGGCAGAUGCUCCAACCCUCGCGAUUUCUUAAAGAGAUUCCAGGCCAUCUUCUACAGGGAGACUUGAGCAUAAAUGACUGCAGAAAAGUUCAUCAAAACCUUCCAAACAAGACUGAGCAGAGCGUCUCCAAUUUCGGAACAGAAAUAAAGCAUGAGGAUAUUAAACCAGCUGAUAAUGAUAUGAUGAACAUUCCAGUAGAUGAUGCUACCGAGGAGUCAAUACAAGCAGCAUACACAUCCAAUGGGAACAAUUUCCUCAAGAGGUUUGAUGUGGAGGUUAGAUCAGUUGUCUCUCACUUAUUCCACAACUGGGCUAAGAAACAAGCAUUCCAGGACCCGAAGAGGCUAAUUGACAAAGUAAGGUUUGUGAUUGGUGAACGUUUGGCUAUCAAGAAGAACAAACACAAGGAUGUCUUACGAGCACUUAAGUCAUCAUUGACUUCCGAAGAAGCGUUCCAAUAUGCAGAACAUGUACUUAGGUGGGAACAACUUCCUGCAGACACACGGGCUCAUAUAGUCCGCGAGAAACAGGAGCAUUUCCAAAAACUCAGAAUUGAAAACUCAAUGGGUACUUCAGAAGCAACCAGUAAACAGAUCGCAUUUCUGCAUAGUCUAGGAUGCACGGUGGUCCCAACUUCACGUCUCCAUGCGUCACGCUUGAUCGAACAGUACAAAUCAUUGUGA
Thlaspi arvense is the source of this 3441-nucleotide messenger RNA. NCBI's taxonomy places the organism in Eukaryota, Viridiplantae, Streptophyta, Magnoliopsida, Brassicales, Brassicaceae. The record is from the annotation of a GenBank genome assembly.